AUGCUACAAGAGUUUGUUGCUUUAUUAUCGUUAUUUGCUGAAGCAACAACAGCCACACAACGACAAAAUUCUCCAUCUAUAUCGUUUGUGGCACCAAGUAUAUUAGCUAUUUAUUUUGAUUUAAUCAAUGAAAAGAAAAAUAUACAAUAUACAACAGCAUUAUGUGAUGCUUUAUUAUCUUCAUUAUUAUCAAAAUUUGGUGGUUUACUUGAACAAAUGGAAGUUGACCUUAAUGAACUUAAUAUUAAUUUUCAAAUGAAGGAAAAGUUUUAUGAUCUUUAUAAAGAUCUAGUUUUUCUUUUUUCUUCGUUCCUCGAUGGAAUGUUUAAAAUUCAUUGGAUUACUGAAUCUUUACUUCCUGAUUCAACAAAAGAACGACUAUGUGAAAAAAUUAACAACAUAGUAUUUGAUCAUUGUUUUCUUAUUGAAUAUGAACAUCGUGCUCGAACUGUUCCAGUUGAUAUAAAUUUAACAGAAAUACAUCAAGAAGUACAAAGUACUUCAUUAUCAAGCUCAACUAGUUCUAAAAGAAAAUGUCUGUUUGGAAAUAUUAAAAAUGAUAUAACACUUACCAAAAAAAGUAAAAAUUAUUGA
Rotaria sp. Silwood1 is the source of this 594-nucleotide messenger RNA. The record is from the annotation of a GenBank genome assembly. NCBI's taxonomy places the organism in Eukaryota, Metazoa, Rotifera, Eurotatoria, Philodinida, Philodinidae.